AUGGCUUCUAGUUUUGCUCCUGAUGUAUGGGGAUGGAUCGGUAACCUUCCCACAAUCACCCAAUGGGACACAAACGUCAUGUCUCUUUGCAUCUGUACCACAGGAUCGACAAACCCCUCUAUGAAUCUCUCUGUCACCAAAAGCUCCCAGAGCCGCAACCCAUAUGUCUCCUUCUCUAUCUAUGCAGAUUUUAAUAUGCCAAUCCCCCUCUGGACAUCCAGUCCUAUUCACCUGAAAAACAAAACUCAGCCUUCUAUAGAAGAAGAAGAUGUUCUCCAUCUCUUCUUUGAUAUCAUCAAUGGUGUUCUUAUGUAUGGUCCCAGUAAGAAAUCUUCUUUCAGAUACCCUGCAGUACAAAUUAGCGAAGAUUUCAGAGAUGUGUUCAAUCUAGCAUUCCUCACUCUUGCUUUCCUUAUCUGCAUCUAUGAAGCCCCUAACAACCUUCGCCAGGGAUGUCUGGACACUUUGCGGAUUCAAUUAACAACCUCGAGGUGCAGAGAAGCAUCCAAGCUUCUCGUGCGGGUCCUUGGAUCCAACCUUGAAGAGCAGUGGAUGAGAUCCUUAAACCUUGCUGUAACAAACUUGAUUCAAGAGUUUCAAACUUCCAAUCACUCAUUCAAAACACCUUCACCUCUGUUUUCAUAUGCUUUCUCUGCUAGUGGGCUAUGGAAAGUGCAAUUAUAUUGCCCAAUCAUUGCUAUGAGCAUUGAAAAUCCUACUGCUACAACUCAGGACGAACGUCUGCUCUUUUCUUUGAAGUACCAACAGCUUGAAGGGGUGAUCCAACUCGCUUACAAGGUCAUCUUACGGGAGAACUGGAUUGACGUGGUGGUGACUGUGGACAACGUAAGAUGUGACGUGAACCCACUGGUAUCUGAGACUCUAAUGGCUGAACGAGGCUAUGGAUCUGAGGAGAAACACUUCCCAUCUCGUAUAUCUUUGCAACUCACACCAACCCUGCAGUCUGAUGUGAUGUCAGUUUCAGUAAGCAAAUCUUCUGAAAAUCCUCAUCAUGAAGUUGGCCUUGAGAAGGCCCUUGAAGGCUCAUUUGAUCCCCCAAAUUCUUAUUUGGGUCUCAAAUUUUCAGCCACAGAAACUGUCACUAUGAGCAUGAAACCAUGGAAAUUUGAACAAUCAGCAUAUGGUGGUGGUGCAACUUUGAAUUGGUUUCUCCAUGAUGGUGUGCACGGCAGAGAGGUUUUCUCUUCCAAGCCUUCGAAGUUCGCAUUACUUCAACCAAGGACAUGGUUUAGAGACCGCUACUCUAGCGUCUACAGGCCCUUUACAAAACAAGGAGGAGUAAUCUUCGCAGGAGAUGAGUAUGGAGAAAGCGUGUGGUGGAAGUUGUGUGGAGGAGCCUUAGGAAAGAAAUUGGAGUGGGAAAUCAAAGGCCGGAUUUGGCUAACCUACUGGCCCAACAGACAAAGAACCUUUUACAGUGAAACCAGGAGGUUAGAGUUCAGAGAAUCACUCUACCUUCCCCUCCCAAAAGAAGCAUAGGAUCAGGAUUUAAGCUGCUCAUCUUUGUUCUAAAAUGCAAGUGUGUUGCUAUCAUGUAAAUUCGUGCUUGGACAAUGAUCUGUGUGGUUCAAAUGCAUGAACUAUGGAAUUAUACAUCACUUUUAUA
Molecule: messenger RNA, 1627 nt
Organism: Elaeis guineensis (African oil palm)
Lineage: Eukaryota; Viridiplantae; Streptophyta; Magnoliopsida; Arecales; Arecaceae
Source: RefSeq, a predicted model, not a curated record